Cuscuta epithymum is the source of this 2842-nucleotide messenger RNA. The record is from the annotation of a GenBank genome assembly. NCBI's taxonomy places the organism in Eukaryota, Viridiplantae, Streptophyta, Magnoliopsida, Solanales, Convolvulaceae.
AAAACAUAUGCCUUAGAUCAAGAAAUAAUCCCUAGUGUGGCAUGAAUCUUCAUCCUCAAUCUGCCAACUUCUUGCAUCAAUGGCGGCUGGCAAUGCACGAUUCAAGAGAGGGGAAUCUGUAAAAUGGAUCCUUGGAAGUGUUGAGACGGAUAAUAUGAAUGAUGUCCCCAUUCAAUCAGGUGCAUCCAGAGGGUUCAAUGGUCUAAGGUUUCUUGAUAGAUCAAUCACAGGGAAGGAAGCAGAUGCCUGGAAAACUAUUGAGAAACAUUUCCAUCAAAAUGCAGAAUCUGGGAGGCUUUACAGGGACAAAUUUGGGACAUGCAUUGGAAUGGGAGACAGCAAGGAAUUUGCAGGUGAAUUAUUCGAUGCGUUAGCAAGGCGGAGGAAGAUUGAAGUAGAGAAUGGGAUUACUAUCGACGAAAUGCGAGAAUUUUGGGAAGACAUGACGGACCAAGAUCUCGAUACACGCCUCCACAUUUUCUUUGACAUGUGUGACAAGAAUGGUGAUGGAAAGCUAUCUGAAGAAGAGGUCAAAGAGGUUCUAGUGAUGAGUGCUUCUGCCAACAAAUUGUCAACUUUUAAACAAAAUGCGGAGUCCUAUGCUACUUUGAUAAUGGAAGAGCUAGAUCCUGAUCAUAAUGGAUACUUAGAGAUGUGGAAACUUGAAACUCUACUAAGAGAAAUUGUGGGGUCAAAAGAUGGGAGAGAGAACUACGUGAAAACACAUACAUUGGCAAGAACCAUGAUCCCGAAACAAUAUAGUCAUCCGGUGAGCAAAUUCAUGUCCACAACAAGAGAAAAGAUACACGAAAAGUGGAAACAAAUAUGGGUACUCACAUUGUGGGUGUGCAUCAAUAUGACACUCUUCGUUUGGAAGUUCAACCAAUUCAAGCACCGAGCGGAGUUCCAAAUCAUGGGCUAUUGUGUUUGCAUUGCCAAAGGUGCUGGGGAGACACUUAAGUUCAACAUGGCUCUCAUUCUCCUCCCAGUGUGCAGAAGAACACUGACCUCCCUUAGAGAAUCGUUCAUCGGCGCAAUAAUCCCGUUUGAUGACAACAUCAUCUUCCACAAGAUCAUCGCCCUUGCAAUAGUGAUUGCAACUUUUGUUCAUGCAUCAAUGCAUAUUAGUUGCAAUUUCUUUAGAAUGGUGUCAUGCCCUCAGAGUAAAUUCAUGGCAAUUCUCGGAAAUCCUUUUGGAUAUCGGCAACCUACUUACCCUAACCUGGUUGCAUCAAUACCGAGUUUAACAGGCAUUAUUAUGACUAUUUUGAUGGCUUUUAUCUUCACAUUGGCGACACAUUCUUUCAGAAGGAAUGUCAUCAAGCUGCCCCCACCCCUCCAUCAUUUAGCUGGUUUCAAUUCUUUUUGGUAUACACACCAUCUGUUGAUAGUAGUCUACAUUCUCCUUAUCUUCCACGGCUACUUUAUAUUCCUCACACAAGAAUGGUAUAAAAAGACGACAUGGAUGUAUAUUAUAGUACCUGCGUUAGCAUAUGCGGCUGAAAGAAUUUUUGUCAUGUAUGAAAAUAAAUAUGAUGUGGACAUCAUAAAGGCAGUGAUAUAUACAGGAAAUGUAUUAGCACUAUACAUGAGUAAGCCUCCAGCAUUCAAGUAUAAAAGCGGAAUGUACAUUUUUGUAAAAUGUUAUGAUAUAUCAAGCUUUGAAUGGCAUCCAUUCUCAAUCACUUCUGCACCAGAUGACAACUACCUAAGCGUCCAUAUACGUACACUUGGAGAUUGGACUACGGAGCUUAAAAGCAAAUUUGCAAAGGCUUGUGAACCACAAUCUGCACAACCAAGAGAGGGAAAUCUCACAAGAAUGGAAACAAAAAGGAAUUCAGAUGUUGGGCAGUCACAAACAUUAUUUCCACAGAUUUCAAUAAAAGGGCCAUAUGGUGCACCGGCUCAGAGCUACAAGAAAUAUGACAUCCUUUUACUCAUUGGCCUAGGCAUUGGAGCAACCCCAUUCAUCAGCAUAAUCAAAGAUAUUUUACACAAUGAAUCUCUCAUGGAUGGACAUCAGCUCAAACUAUUUGUAGGAGCAGCAAAAUCUUGAGAUCCCACUGUCACACACACAGCCUAACAGGACGGGGCCUCAAAGAGCUUAUUUCUACUGGGUGACACGCGAACAAGGAUCAUUCGAAUGGUUCAAGGGGGUCAUGGAUGACAUAGCUGAGUAUGACCAAAAUCACGUGAUAGAAAUGCACAACUAUUUAACAAGUAUGUAUGAAGAAGGAGAUGCUCGUUCCGCACUUAUUACCAUGGUGCAGUCUUUACAACAUGCAAAAAAUGGAGUUGAUGUUGUCUCACAGAGCCGGAUAAGAACACAUUUUGCUAGACCAAACUGGAAAAAGGUGUUCUCUCGCAUGGUAGCUGCAUAUCCCUCUUCUAGAGUUGGUGUAUUCUAUUGCGGGAGUCCUACACUUACCAAAUCACUACAGAGGUUGUGCCAUGAAUUCAGCUUGAAUACAUCAACCCGCUUCAAUUUUCACAAAGAAAAUUUCUAGAUUUGCUUAGGUCAGAUUGUUGAACCAUUUAUAUAUAGUUUUCACUUGACUGAAGCGCUCUUUGUAAACCGAACGUGUCAUUGUCAUCGUUCAUCUCAAUCAGGGGAGGAUCUAUAUACAGGCUAUGGUAGGCUGAAGCCCAGGGCAACUUAGAAAUUUUUCAAUUUUUUUAGUGUAAAUUUUUUCAUUUUUCGCAUUUAGCCCACCCCUUUAAUAUUUAAGUCUAGUAUAAUUUCUAUUCAGCCCAGGGCAUCUAAGAUUCCUGGAUCCGCCCCUGAUCUCAAUUGGGCAGUAAUUCUAGAACACAUAUGGCUAACAUUCUUGAUUAAGUUAGC